GCCUUCGAUUCGCCUUUUCUAUCCCGUUGGUUGCGUCGGAGCCGUCACUGAUCGGAAACCAUCUCCGAGAGUCCAGAGAUAUGUGGGCUUCAGAAUCCGCACUCUCGCGCUAUCAGUGAGCGAGGCCAGCUGAUGUAAUCUCCUCCGUGUCCGAGCGAUCAGAAGCUGUUGAUCCUAUCUUAGAGAGGCUCAAGUCACUGGAAAUCAUGUGUGCAAGUUGGCUAAACACUCACAGAUAUAAAAAAGAAUAAUAAUAAUCUCCUAGACUUUUUGAAGUUAACAUGUCUUUAUGUUUGUGCCAUAUGCGUGUUCAUGCUUCAUAGCUAAUCACGAUUUCAUUAUGUAGAAUCAAUUGUUAAUUUUCUAGUUUAGGUUUCUUUCUAGUUUUAUGACUCUCGUUGUAGCUUGGAUAUUGAGAUUAUUGAGACUAUUGCUUAAUUAGUUAUUGUUAUUGAAACAACCGAGCUUGGGAGACCGAGGAGACUGAGGCUUGAGUUGAUGAAGAAGGAAACUAUGCUCGGGAUAGUUAUAAGAUAAAUAUUAUAAAAAAAAAGGGCAAGGUCAACAUAGGGGCAAAAUGGUCCUACUCUUACUUGAGGGGUCUGGUUAGUUGGGUCAUAACAAGAAAGAGAAAGAAAGAAGAGAGGAGAAAGAAGAAGUUAAGGCUUUUGGAAGAGAAGAAGAGCAGAGAAGCCGCCUGCCUCAAAUCCGCCGUUGGAGAUCGAAUCCUAGGCAAGAAACUUCGAAUCAAGACUUCUCUCGGUGCUGGAGGAAGAGUUUGGGUGGUGGAUUCACCCAUUCCGGUAAGAAAAUCCAAGAAUGAACAAGGAGGAGAGAGAAUCGCUGCUGCACGUCACCCAACGAACGGAGGAGUAGGGUAGAGCCGGCAAGCGACACAUGGCAGCAUUCCGCUAGAGUAGCGCGUUCGGCCAGCCUGUUGACAUGCGUCAGAGCGCGCGGAUUCGGGUCGACCCGGAACACCAGCCAAACCGAUCUGACGACCAGCAGUCCAACCCGACGAUCUCGCCACUCAUUGUGCGCCAUGUGUCAACCCCACAAAAUACAAAGGGUAAGCCUCCAUCCGUUGGGGCUCGAAGCGCAUCACUGCCCGCGCGUGUGCCUUGCGCGUGGGGAAAACCUGCCGAUGCGUAGAACCCCAUAUUUUCACCACUUCGGCCUCCGUUUGUUUGUUUUUUGUCCUGAUUUCGAUACUGACCUUAUUGUUAUGUGAAUUAGGACCUAUCAAGGAAAUUUCAGAAUUUUUGGAACCUUCUUCAUCAAGAAAUUCGAGCUUGGAAAAACACGCGUCAACCAAGUAAGUAGCCAUUUGGAUUCCCAUGAGCAAUACUUAUAGGAACCGCUUGGAAUAAGCAUGCAUGUGUCAAAUUCAUAAACCUAGCUAGCCAAAUCUAGUAUAUUAGUAUAGAAACCAUGGAAAUGAAUUAACUAAGGAAAUCAAUGGAAUCUAGAUAUGAAUGACUAUGAAAUCUGUUUAGACUGAGAAUGUGAUAUUGUAUGUAUGCAUGAGGAGGAAGGAAAAUUGUGAAAUCUACGCUUAGGGUGAAAAUGGACGUUAUCUACCCGUUGAACAUGCUUGUUAAUAUUGCAUGGAUUAUUGCAUGUUAACUCCAGUGCAUGAUUGCUUGUAUUAUCUUUUUUGUUGAAUAGGAAGAAACUACGAGCUUAGAUUAGGGCGCUUGAGACUAAGCAGGCUAGGCAAAACUCUAGAAUGGGAUACCUCUAAAAUAUCAUGCAUUUAGGCUCGCGAAGCGAUUACCAGCGGACCCAGACCCCAAUAUUCCUGACCACGAUAGGUUUGUGAGACAUUGCGCGAGAAUCCUAGAGAUGAAUGAAUUCAAGUUUAAGCCACCAAGAUCUGCCCUAGAAAGACUUGUAGGACACCAUGGUAACUGUAGGUAGCCCACCAGAGUUGAGCAGUGUGAAUAGCCUCCACUUCCCUCUUUGUUCUGGUACCAUACCGUCGAGACAGAACUCCGAUACUGAGAUUGUUGAGCUAGCUAGGCAGAGCCGGACAGGGAAGUGUGACCUGUGCCCCGACCUAGUGGUGGUAGUUAAGGGGUUUUCUGAACAGGACCCUUGGGUCGUAGAAACCUGUCCCUGAGCGGGGGAGUGCGGAACUACGUAGGGUGACUUAGUAGCUAACUGGCACACAAGGGUUCGCAACCCCCAGUUUUAGUGGAAGUAUGGUCCCGCUGGAGGGUUGUCAGCUAACCUCCAUGGAUGAUUUUCAGAGAAAGUUACUUAUGCAGAUCCAAUCAUACUGCCCCUCAAUUUUACUUGUGAGGUCGCGUCUCACCUCAAGACACUGAUCAUCCACUACAUAAGAUGGGCAAGCCUCCUAAGCUAUAAAAGAGAGAGUUGCAGUUUAGUUCGUAGUCCCUAGAACCCCGAGACAAGGCCGUGGAUAUCUACUAAGAUAAGGAUGCGAGAAGAGCCUACAAGUAGCUGCUUAUUGAGUACUUUUAUACUCAUUCUUUUCUACUUUUUUUUUUUUCUUCAGGUGAGUGAUGCCAUGGUUCGAGGCAGGAACGCGUGCGGAAUCUUAAAGCCACAAAGGAGUGUCCCGGGGUGUCUAGGAGUCUGUACAUGUUCAUGUUUAGAUAUGUGAUACGUUUUUGUAAUUCAUACACUUACUUUUUCAUGAAACACAUGACAUUAACUCUUCGGCGUAAUUGUUAAAAUAUUUCUAUAAUUUCUUAUUGUCUAUCACAUUUUACACGUUUUGAUGGCAUAGUCUGUUAGUCCAGCCCUUAAUUUCGAGUCUCAAAUUUUGGGCUGUGACAGUUUAGUAUCAGAGCUCCAGUUUUAGGUCCUAUAGACAUUAGGGUAUAGAGUCUAGUAUCUCUAUGGCUUAAGCUUCCAACAUGCCCUGCCGUGACUUGAUAAUGGCGCUUAAGAGGAGAGGAGCCUAUCUCAGACUUGGUCCUAGGAGGGGCAGGAGAAGGGUCGAAGAGGACCCAACUAUUCCUAUCCCCGAGGUGGAGCAGCGCCCACCCCUGGAGGAAACCAGAGAGCUAACCUCAGAUGAGGAACAGGCGCCGCCACAGACACCCACACCGAGGAGAGGCCGAAGAAAGACCGAGCUUCGGGCUAUUCAAGAGACUGUUCCUCAGGACCCGGCGCCUAGAGGGACUCCACCAGCGCCAGCACUGAUUCCUGAGGAGGUGCCUGCCCAGCCGUCAACGACCUUUACACGGGAUGUGUUACAAGUAUUCAUGAGAACCUCUAUGGAAAAUCAGGCACAAUUGACUCAGUUAAUGCAGACACUAGUGGCCAAUCAGGCUGCAAUGCAGGGAACGAGAGAUAUGGGGAUGACGGUAGAGUCUUGUUAUUUUAGGGAUUUUCAGUGGUAUAACCCGACUUCUUUUAAUGGAGACAAGGUGGACCAUGCUGCAGCUGAGACCUGGUUGGAGGCUAUAGAGGCGAUCUUUCUAUACAUGAACUGUCCACCAGAAUAUCAAGUCCACUGUGGGACUUACAUGCUGAAGGGCGAAGCCCAUUUUUGGUGGAAAGGCGCCCGAAAAACUAUUACUCCAGUGGGAGGUUAUAUUUCUUGGAAUCAGUUCAAAGAAGCCUAUUUGUGUAAAUAUUACCCAACGGUUGCCCGACUCAAGUGUCAGACAACAUUCCUAAAAUUGAAAUAGGGGAACAAAUCUAUCGAGGAAUAUGAUCUCGAGUUUAAUAGGCUGACGAGGUUUUGCCCCGAGUAUGUCGGCAAUGACAAGAUGAAGACUGAUCGCUUCAUCGCCGGUCUCUGGAUAGAGAUUCAGGGUCUAGUAGUGGCACAGAUAUCCUCGGCUUCUUCUGGCUUGUGGUCACAAAAUUAUACCUUUUUCCAGCUGUUUUUGUUUGAUUGCAUGACUUCUAUAAUACAGAUAAACCAAAUUUCAGAACUUCUGCUGAAUCCUGUACUAAAGAUGGCACUAUUGCUAGUAAAUGUUUUUUCUUUUCACUUUAUGACUUCAUCUAGAGCUCCCUUAAACAAGUGGAAUUUGCUGCCCU
Messenger RNA from Cucurbita moschata (crookneck pumpkin), 4023 nucleotides. RefSeq lists its product as uncharacterized. The record is from RefSeq and is a predicted model, not a curated record. The coding region runs from base 2886 to 3665 and encodes 259 amino acids. Lineage: Eukaryota; Viridiplantae; Streptophyta; Magnoliopsida; Cucurbitales; Cucurbitaceae. The transcript has 5 exons.